Molecule: messenger RNA, 2474 nt
Organism: Gavia stellata (red-throated loon)
Lineage: Eukaryota; Metazoa; Chordata; Aves; Gaviiformes; Gaviidae
Gene: TACC1
Product: transforming acidic coiled-coil containing protein 1
Exons: 14
Coding region: 1-2331 (776 amino acids)
Biological process (GO): cell population proliferation; cerebral cortex development; mitotic spindle organization
Cellular component (GO): cytoplasm
Source: RefSeq, a predicted model, not a curated record
AUGGCGUUCAGCGCCUGGCAGAUCCUCUCGCCGGUGCAGUGGGCCCGGUGGACCUGGUCGGCGGUGCGGGGCGGGGGCAGCCCCGAGGGGGAGGACGGCGGGGCGGAGGAGGACUCGCCGGCGGAGGGCACGGCCCUCGGCUUCAGCUCGGACUCCGAAGGUAAUUUUGAGACCCCCGAAGCAGAAACGCCGACCCGCUCGCCACUAAAGGAGUUCUGCGAGCCACCGCCGGGAUCACCGGAGCCCGAGGCCGGGACCCAAGAGCCAAGUGGCCAUGGUGACCUGCUGGUAGGGGAAGCCCACCGGGACAGCUCGCCUGGGAAGCACCCCAAAGAUGAGGCUCAACCAGAGAUCGGAGCCCCUAAAGCCAGCUCAGAUACUAAAGGGGAAACCGACCCCGAAGACUCGUCCCUGACGCAGCCGACGGCUGAAGCCCAGCCUCCAGCUGCGCUGGGAAGCAGGGCUGACGCUGGCUGUGCUGCCGUGCCUGCCGCAGAGCCGGCCUCGGUGCCCCAUGCGGGCAGAGCCGCCCAGGAGCGGGUCAUGUCGGGAGAGGACGCGGCGGACACCGGCACAGGGCUGGUGGAGCCAAAGGCUGAUGCCCUGGCCCGGGAGCGCUCGCCCAGCCGGGACCAGCUCGGGAAAGGGAAAACACCUUCUCUGGGGAGGAAAACAGAAGAAACCACAGAAGAGACCCCCGUGCCCCAAGCAUCCUACCAGUUCGACCCCGAGCAGUACGACGAGAGUGUAAACCCCUUUGUGACAGGGGGCUGCCGGCUGCAGAGCUCCCCUCCAGCAGCCCCACGCCGCCUCCCCCAUGCCGGCAGCAGCCCUGGUGACCCAGCCCCGGAGCCCAAAGAACAGGUCCCGAAACCCGAGGUCGAUUGUACGGAGUGGGGAGAGAGCGCGGAGGCCAGGAGAGCUGCGCCCAGGAAGGGCAGCAGGAUCCCAGCCAGCAAGCUGACGCCAAAGAGACACCGAGAAGCCCCCAAGAAACCAGCCGAGGAUGCGGAGAGGUGUCCCACGGAGCCACCACCUCCCCGGGGCUCCCCGCGGCGGGGUCCUGUGCUCUGGGACAGCCCAGGUCUCAACCCCUUCGCUGCCAGCUCAGCACUGCAAAACUCGCCAACUCUCCCCAAGGGCUCUUACCAGUUCGACCCCAAUAACUUUGACUCCGUGGAUCCGUUUAAGCCCACCAAGACCCUCGCCAGCACCGCUGCCGAUUCCUGCCCCACUGACGAUAACAGCCUCAACGAAAUCCUCGAGUCUCAGACGCUGGAGGUGCAGGACGAUCUCGUGAAAGGCAGAGACUCCCCAAAGAAGCCCAAGUCGCGCCUGAUAACGACUACUGAACAAGUGAAAUUUCUCUGUUUUCUGUUGAGCGGCUGCAAGGUGAAGCAAUACGAGACGCAGUCCCUGGUCCUGGAUGUUUGCGCUCAGGAUGAAGGAGUGUUGGUCUCAGAAAUCCCAGAUAUUGCAAAUCGGGAUGGACGUGCCACUGAUGAGGAGAAGCUGGCUUCCACCACCUCUGCGCAGAAACCAGCCGGGCUGGAGAAGAAGGGCUUUGAAAAGGAGAUCUCCAAGCAGAUGGAAAAGGAUGGGCCUGGCAUCUUCCCCGGCAAUCCCGGGCUGUGCUCCAUGGACAAGGCCCCUGCGGCUGUCACCAGCGUGAGCAGGAGCGAGAGUCCCCUGGACGGCAUCUGCCUCAGUGAAUCCGAGAAGACAGCCGUGCUCACGCUCAUCAGAGAGGAGAUAAUCACAAAGGAGAUUGAAGCAAACGAGUGGAAGAAGAAAUAUGAAGAGAGCCGCCAGGAAGUCUUAGAGAUGAGGAAAAUUGUGGCUGAGUAUGAGAAGACCAUUGCCCAGAUGAUAGAGGAUGAGCAGAGGACAAACAUGACAUCUCAGAAGAACCUGCAGCAGCUGACGAUGGAAAAGGACCAGGCUCUGGCAGACCUGAACUCAGUGGAGAGGUCCCUGUCAGAUCUCUUCAGGAGAUAUGAAAACCUGAAGGGCGUCCUAGAAGGCUUUAAGAAGAAUGAAGAAGCUCUGAAGAAGUGUGCUCAAGAUUAUUUAACCCGGGUCAAGCAAGAAGAGCAGCGGUAUCAGGCCCUGAAAGUCCAUGCAGAAGAAAAAUUAGACAAAGCCAACGAGGAGAUCGCCCAGGUGCGCACGAAGGCCAAAGCGGAGAGCGCGGCGCUGCACGCCGGGCUGCGCAAGGAGCAGAUGAAGGUGGAGUCCCUGGAGAGAGCCCUCCAGCAGAAGAACCAGGAGAUUGAGGAGCUGACCAAGAUCUGCGACGAGCUGAUAGCGAAGCUGGGAAAGACAAACUGAGUCUCACUGCCCCUCGUCCAGCACUCUGCACUUGGCCGCUUUUCUCGUAACGUCAAGCACCUUGCCUUAUCACCCAGGAAAACCCCCCAGCAGAGAAGCACACGCGUCCAGCUGCCUGCUCCACUUGGCUGCCGGACCCCACG